Messenger RNA from Plectropomus leopardus (leopard coralgrouper), 618 nucleotides. RefSeq names its product transcription factor HES-5-like. NCBI's taxonomy places the organism in Eukaryota, Metazoa, Chordata, Actinopteri, Perciformes, Serranidae. Gene Ontology annotation, biological process: regulation of DNA-templated transcription. The record is from RefSeq and is a predicted model, not a curated record. Gene Ontology annotation, molecular function: protein dimerization activity; DNA binding.
AUGGAGAUUUGGGUGUAUAAAUACAGGGCAGAGGCAGAGGAGAAGGCAGCUCAGACUCAACUGGCUCUUCAAACCGAGCAGGAACGCUCUGACACUACAGCUAUGGCACCCACUGUUUUUGGACAAGCAAGUUAUCCCAAGGAACACCUGACUCCUGCACACAAGCUGAGAAAACCAAUGGUGGAGAAAUUGCGCAGAGACCGCAUCAACACCAGCAUCGAGCAGCUGAAAUCCCUGCUGGGUCCUGAGUUCCUCAGGCAGCAGCCCGACUCUAAGCAGGAGAAGGCGGACAUCUUGGAGAUGGCCGUGUCCUAUCUGAGAAGCUGGCAGCAGCAGAAGCAGCAGCAGCAGCAGGCCAGCUUGACCUCUGGCCUGAUGACAGGCAGUGACGGCUACUCCCGCUGCGUGCAGGAGGCCGUCAGCUUCCUGUCCCACUGCGAGGUCCAGACUCAGGCCCACCGCCGGCUGCUCAGCCACUUCCAGGGCCUGCAGGCGUCCAGCCACGGUCCCUCCACACCCUCCCCUCCUGGCUCACCCCUCCAUCAGCUCAGCUCCAGCAAGGGUGUGAGUCAGGCCAGCAGCGCUCUGUGGAGGCCCUGGUAGGAUGGAGGCAGCAUC